AAAAUGUGGGUCAUUUUGUAGGGGAAUAUAACGCGUUCUUUCAUCCUAUUCCUCUUCCACUCUCUCCUACUCCCCCGUCGUCGGCCGCCAUUUGGGACUCCAGAAAUUUUCGCCGCCGAUGUUUGCGAAUCUCGAUCCAGAUAAAGAGGUUUCCUAGGAUCGACCUCGAUACGCCAAAAGGAGGUUAUUCCUCUCGGAAUCGCCCCGUUUUUCUUCGUUUGUUUUUUUUUCUCUUUUUUCGAGAAAUCAGCGGUGAUUGUUGUCGGCCUGAUCGGAUUGUUUAGAUUCGUAUAGAUAUUGAGGGGUUCGACUGUGCUUUCUUCUUUCACGCAGCUGUGUUGUUCGGAGGCAUGUCUGAUUGUGGAGUUUUCGUUGCAUCUUAACUGCGAGACAGGCGCUAUAACAGGGUUGGCUGCUGUAUCGGGUCUUCUCAAUGAUUUGUGCUGAUUGAUGGGCUAAAAAUUGGUCUUUGGCUCUGAACUAGGGUUUUUCCGGUGAAAAUUAUCGCGCUGUUUGCCUUCUUAAUUUGACUGUGUUUUCUUUUGUUGUGACCUUCGUGAUUGGUAUGUGGGUUUCACUUGUUUGGAAUUUCGGCUAUGUGGGUGUUAUAUUUUUAGAUUUUCUUUGUGGAGCAUUGAAGCGUGGAAUUCUGUCUGCUAGUCUGUUCUCCACCCGUGGUUUCUAAGUGGCUUUGAUGGAGUUGUAGUACUUGAAGUAGUUGUCACUAAAACUCAGCCAUUCAAAUUGUAUUACGGCUUUCUGAUUUAAUGGAGGCUAGAGUGGGAAGUGAAGGAAACCGCUUUCUCACUGCGGGCACUUCUAAUCUGAGUUUAAUGGGAAAGAAAAACUUGGAAUGGAACUUGAAUGACUGGAGAUGGGAUGGUGAGCUCUUUGCUGCAAACCCCGCUAAUGCAGCUCCUAGUGAUUGCGGGAACAAUCAUCAGCGCCAUGAUCAAGCAAAUGGAUUGAAUAACUCAUCUUCUUCAGAAUAUACUGAUUUUGGGCUACUUGUGAAUGAGAAGGGUGAAACUGAGAAGCGGAAGAGGAUUCGCGUGGUGGAAGAGGGUGAACAUUGUGGUGGUGCUGAAGCACUUAGCUUAAACCUUGGGGACCAUUCUUACCCGAUGUUGGAAACAAUUGAAGCCACCCUAAAAAAAAUGGAAGGGGAAAAGGGAAAGAAGAGCAAGACACAAGGGGAAAAUUCGAAUUACCCAACUUGCCAGGUUGAAGGCUGUGAUGCUGACCUCAGUGAGACAAAGGACUAUCAUAGACGGCACAAAGUCUGUGAGAUGCAUGCAAAGGCCAACUCAGCUGUUGUCCGAAAUGCUAUCCAACGCUUCUGUCAGCAAUGUAGUAGGUUUCAUCUUCUUGAGGAAUUUGAUGAAGGCAAACGAAGUUGCCGACGACGGUUAGCUGGCCACAACAAGCGUAGGAGGAAAAGACAGCCUGAUGCCAUUGCCACUGGGAAUCCAUCUGUUGAUGAUCAAUCUUCUGGCUACUCGUUGAUAAGUCUUCUUAGGAUCCUGUCAAAUUUGCAGUCUGAUAACCAAAAUGUGGAGCUCUUGGCUCAUUUGCUAGGGAGCCUUGCCAAGUUUGCCAAGUCCUUUGAUCCUAGUAACCUCUUACAACUUCUACAGUCAUCUCAGGUUCCACAAAAGUUUGAAACAGGUGCAGGAACAUCCUCAAAAGCGGUUAAUACUUCGGCACUAAAUAUUGUUUCUGUGCAAGAAUCUGUGAAUCAUUUAAGUUCAGUCGCUAAUGUAACUUGCACUGAUGUUGCUGAGAAUCAUCUCAGAGACCCUGAUCAUAUACCACCUGUUGUAACCACAAACUCCAUUCGCUCAAAUGGAAGGGUAGCUUCUGCAGAGCCUGUCUUGGAUAGAGUCAGAAUCAUGGAUUUUGAUUUGAACGACACUUAUAUUGACACACAAGAAUGUGAAGAAGGAAGACAGAAAUCGACAACUCUCCUGCACUCCAGGGUGGUUUCUCCUGAUUGCCCUUCGUGGUUGGUGCGGGAUCAUCAGUCAAGUCCAAUUCAGAAUAGUGGUAAUUCUGAUUCAACAUCCAACCAAUCACAAUCUAGUUCCCAUGGAGAUGCUCAGUUUCGGACUGAUAGGAUAAUUUUUAAGCUCUUUGGCAAAGACCCUAAUGAUCUGCCUCUUGCUUUGCGAGCACAGAUUCUUGACUGGUUAUCCAAUAGUCCAACAGACAUGGAGAGCUACAUUAGACCAGGCUGCCUAAUUCUAACAAUAUAUCUACGCCAAUCUGAAUCUGCAUGGAUGCAGCUCUGCAAUGAUUUAAGCACCAGCAUAAAUAAGCUUUUGCAUAGCUCCUUUGAUAACAUAUGGAGAACGGGUUGGAUUUUUACACUGGUACAGAACUAUGCAGUUUUCAUCUAUAAUGGUCAGGUUGUACUAGACUUACCUCUGCAUAUCAGGCAACCCGACAACCAUGGCAAGAUUUUGUCCGUCACACCUAUUGCAGCUCCUCAAUCUACGACGGUCAAAUUUACUGUGAAGGGCUUUCAUGUUGAUCAACCAGCAUCUAGGUUGUUAUGUUCAUUCGAUGGGAAAUACUUGGUACAGGAAAGAAUACAAGCUCUUGUUAAGGAGAAUGAUAGAGUUGCAGGGAAUGAUCUCUCUCAGUGCCUUAGCUUUUCUUGUUUGCUACCUGAUGUGACAGGGAGAGGAUUCAUUGAGCUUGAAGACUGUGGUGUAAGUGAUGAGUUCUUUCCCUUCAUAGUCGCAGAAAAAGAUGUAUGCUCGGAGAUUUGUAUGCUAGAGAAUGAUAUUAAUGUAGUUUAUUCGGAUGACCAACUUUCUGGAAAAUUAGAUGAAGAGAAAGCUAGAAAUCAAGCUUUGGAAUUUAUUAGCGAACUUGGCUGGCUUCUGCGGAGGAACCAUUGCAUAUCUAUCUAUCGAGACUCAAAAGAUCCUGCAAAUUUCUUUACCUUAGCACGCUUCAGGUGGCUUAUGUCAUUCGCCAUGGAUAGAGAAUGGUCUGCAGUUGUCAAGAAGCUUCUGAAUAUUUUUUUUAAUGGCUCAGUAAAUGCAAAUGGGAAAUCACUUAUGGAGCUUAUCUUGGAUGAAUAUAUGCUUCACAGUGCAGUACAAAGAAAGUCCAAGGCAUUGGUAGAAGCUCUAUUGAGAUAUGUGCCUAAUAAAACUUCUGAGAAAACAUAUCCGGAUCAAUUAUUGUUCAGACCUGACAUGCUUGGUCCCUCUGGUAUAACUCCACUGCAUAUUGUUGCCUCCAAUGCUGAUGCUGAGACUAUCUUGGAUGCACUUACAAAUGAUCCUGGACAGGCGGGAAUCAAGGCAUGGAAGAAUGUCCGGGAUGACAGUGGAUUCACUCCAGAAGACUAUGCUAUUUCACGUGGCCAUCAUACCUACCUGAGUUUGGUUCAGAAGAAAAUCGAUAAGCAGCACAUGCUGAAUCAGGUCGUCCUAAACAUUUCUGGGGAUGCUUCCUAUAAGCUAGUAAACACAUUCAAGUCCAGUAGUUCAAGUGGUUAUGAGAUGAGGACCACCUGGUCGAAUGCAAAGCAACCACCUUAUUGCAACAGGUGCAGCCAACGGUUGGUUUACCAGAACUCUAUGGCUAGGACAAUGCUGCACAGACCCUUAAUGCUUUCCCUGGUUGGUAUCGCGGCAGUCUGUGUCUGUGUUGGCCUGCUGUUUAAGUCCCCGCCAGAGGUCUUCUAUGUGUCCCCAUCAUUUAGGUGGGAAUUGUUGGACUAUGGAUACAUUUGAAGUGGUAUCACUUAUGAAGAUUUAGGUUUUUUCCUUAUUAAGACCAGGAUUUUAAGGACCGGAAGAGUGAAAUACAUGUUAUACGUAGGUAUAAUGGUAUUUCACUGUCAGAAACAGAAUUUCCUCAAGAUUGGUUAACAAAUGCUCUUCAGGUAAAAAUUCUAUUUCUUUUCCCGUCAAAACUUUGGCAAAGAUCUAAAUUAUGAUCUCAUCAUGGAGAUCUCAUCAUGUAUCCUGUAAUAAUUUAUGCUAUCUAUACUGAUAAAUUGGUUAAUUUUUUUUUA
Molecule: messenger RNA, 4036 nt
Organism: Zingiber officinale
Lineage: Eukaryota; Viridiplantae; Streptophyta; Magnoliopsida; Zingiberales; Zingiberaceae
Product: squamosa promoter-binding-like protein 1
Exons: 11
Coding region: 768-3752 (994 amino acids)
Cellular component (GO): nucleus
Molecular function (GO): DNA binding
Source: RefSeq, a predicted model, not a curated record